AUGGUGAUUUCCUACGUAGUGAACGCUACCUACAUGUUCUUAUGGGAUGUCAUUGUGGACUGGGGCCUGUUGGACUUCAAAGCCAAGGACAAUCCUGGUCUGAGGGAUGAACUGGUUUAUCGGUACCGCGCCUACUACUACGGUGCCAUUCUGGAGGACCUCGUCAUCCGUUUCUCCUGGAUAGGGAUUCUUGUCUGUCAGUAUGCCCAUCUUGCUGAGCUUGAGAUUGUCAGGACGGUGGUUUACUUCGCAGAAUUGUCAAGGUACCUCCUCCCUCUCUCUGCCUGUCAUUUUUGCACAGUGUUUGCUUUCGAGGCAAAAUUCGUAUUACUAUUUAUAAUAAUUACCCUCACACUACUGCUAGUCGCUGUAGUAAUAGUCGUAAUAGUAGUAGCAAGUACGUUUUUGAUAGGGUUACGUUGA
Messenger RNA from Dibothriocephalus latus, 423 nucleotides. The record is from the annotation of a GenBank genome assembly. Lineage: Eukaryota; Metazoa; Platyhelminthes; Cestoda; Diphyllobothriidea; Diphyllobothriidae.